Messenger RNA from Peronospora farinosa, 465 nucleotides. NCBI's taxonomy places the organism in Eukaryota, Oomycota, Peronosporomycetes, Peronosporales, Peronosporaceae. The record is from the annotation of a GenBank genome assembly.
AUGCGCGUCGCUGCUAAGGCAGCUAAGAGCUCGGCUGCACGCCUGUGUGCAGCCGCUACUGAGGCUUCGCAGCCUCAGCCAGCAGACACUGAUGUGCCUGCUGGAAGUCAACAUCAGCCUGCAACGCCUGUUGCAGGUUCACGUGGCGCUUCGCCACGUGAAGAUGUUGACCCAGAGUUAGCCGUUGAGAACUCUGGUGAGUCGGAUUACGCAUCCGACUCAAAGCCACCUAUUCCACUCCCGGGCUCUCCCCGGGGUGAUAACGCGUCGUCGAAUGUUACGAAGAGGGAUCGUGGUACAUUGAGCGAAUCAAUGUACCGUGAAAUGUUCGGGUCGUCUGAUGAAUCAGACGACUCGCCAAACGAAUCGAAGGAUAGUGACUCGGGUGGGGACCGUGAGGGUGAUGUCAGUGCUUCUACUGACAUCAAUGUACGUGGUGGCGGUACUUCUGUUGACACCACGUAG